AUGUUAAUAAUUGAAGAAUAUGAGAUGUUCAACGUUUCAGACGAAGCUUUUCAAGGCCUGAAGAAAUUGGUUGAUUUUUCCUUCCUAAUUAGAGAUGAAAGAAAAAAUAAAGAAAUAAUGUACAAAGUUGAACCUAUAUACAACAUCGGAAGAGAUUCUAACCGUUACAGAUCUUGGUCAUCUUCCGUGUGUUAUCCUGACAAGGCCUUUUCGGAGCUUACUAAUCUAAAAACAUUAAACCUAAUCGGGACAAACUGCAAAUUGGGACCAGGAUUUCAAAAACUUAAUCGCAUAAAACUAAUUGACUUUCAAUAUACCUGCUCCAUUACAGCCUUAGGUGAUUUCUAUUUAAAAAAUAUUCGAACUGAGGAAGAUAUUUCCAUUUGGAUGAAUUACUGCCCUAUCAAAAACUUCACGAAAAGCUCAUUUGAGUUGCAAGCACAUUCUUCAAUGCUGGAUCUUAGCGCCACUGAACUCACAUUACAGCAAAUUUUAGACUCUAUUCAAAGUUUCGCUGCAAUCACCAAGCUGAAGUUGAACUAUCUCAAAUUUGACCCAGCUCGGCAGUAUUACAACUUAGCAGACGUACUGGCUCAGUUUGAACAAACAAAUAUAACAGUUUUAAAUAUGGUAGAAAACAGACUUCUGUUUAAAUCAGCCACUGAGCUUUCCACAUUUCCGCCAAUAUCCCUCAAGAAGAACAAAGCCAGGCAUAGAAAACAAACUCAUUCGGAAUCAAGUGGUGUAACUAAUUUGGAAUAUUUGGAUGUUUCUGAUAAUGUUGAAUUUUCCAAUAGUAUCUGCAUUAUGUUUAAAGGCAUGAACAAUCUUCGCCUCAUUUUAGGUGAGAACUAUUUGACAUCGUUUGAGGCGUCCACACUGAGACAUUUGAACAUGACAUAUUUAGACUUAUCGUAUAAUCGUUUGCCUGGCUUAUCAGACGAAAUGUGUAAAGAACUGACCAGAUUAAAAUUAGUCAAUCCAGAGUUUUUAAUAAAUUUACAAAACAACGAGUUUCAUCUGACUUGUACAUACAUUCAAAGUCUACGUUUGUUAGCCAACAGCCCACAGUUGUUUGACCAAGUAGAUAAAAUGGCGUUUAAAACAGACAACAACUUGGACUUAAACUACACGGAGAUGGUCGCACAACUUCCAAGACUCACACAAAACUGUCAAAUAAAAGAUAACUUUAGCUUUGUGUUGACGACAUUCUUCAUCCAUCUCCUGUGUUUGCUUGUUCUGGCCGUGUUUUUCCAUUACCGCUGGAAGCUGAGGUACCUCUACUUUAUUGGUCAACGGCGGCUGCACAUCGGUGGACGUUUGGUCAACUACAACCCACAGGUUGAUGUCUUCAUCACUUAUGAUGAGGGUGAACCGAGAAUCCGACAGAUCCUUAAAAAUAUUAUCCUGCCAUUCUUGAAAGAGAAGAACAUCUCUUACAUUUUAGGAGAAGUGGACUUUCCAGGUGGGGACAUGGUGUCACACAUCAGUGGAGCUAUAACUGGCACAAGAAAAACGCUGGUCUUGUUGUCUGAAGAUCUUUUCUUGGAUCACUACCGAGAGUAUGAGAUGAACCUGGCCAUCAUGCGAGAGUUCAAUGUACGAGGUCAGGUUAUCGUUCCUGUCUUUGUUGAGAGGGUCGACUUGAAUACAUACCCACCUGAAGUAGAAACUUAUUUAAGGAAUCAGCUGUACAGGUGUCUGGUCUACAGAAAUAACCAAACUUUCUGGACACUUCUACUACAUGCAAUUAGAAAUGACAAGUAG
This is a messenger RNA of Physella acuta, 1767 nucleotides long. RefSeq lists its product as uncharacterized. Gene Ontology annotation, biological process: signal transduction. Gene Ontology annotation, molecular function: signaling receptor activity. Lineage: Eukaryota; Metazoa; Mollusca; Gastropoda; Physidae. The record is from RefSeq and is a predicted model, not a curated record. Gene Ontology annotation, cellular component: plasma membrane.